Molecule: messenger RNA, 2861 nt
Organism: Megalops cyprinoides (Indo-Pacific tarpon)
Lineage: Eukaryota; Metazoa; Chordata; Actinopteri; Elopiformes; Megalopidae
Product: ETS-related transcription factor Elf-1-like
Exons: 8
Coding region: 110-2062 (650 amino acids)
Biological process (GO): regulation of transcription by RNA polymerase II; cell differentiation
Cellular component (GO): nucleus
Molecular function (GO): sequence-specific DNA binding; DNA-binding transcription factor activity, RNA polymerase II-specific
Source: RefSeq, a predicted model, not a curated record
UUUUUUGACUGUUUCCUGUUCUGCGGCUACUUAGUGGGGGAAGGGGGGGGGUGCACUCUCUCACCCUCUUUCUCUCUUAUCUCUUCCUCUCUCUCCUGCCGCAGUCGUCAUGACGACUGCCGUCCAACCUACUGAACUGGUGUUUGAGUUCGCCAGCAAUGGGAUGGAUGAAAUCAACCAGCUGGAUGACCCGUCUGUGUUCCCCGCGGUGAUCGUGGAGCAGGUGCCGGCAGCCGACCUCAUGCAGGUGUACUCCGGACUGGAGUCGGACGAGGUGCCCAACGGCAUCAUGGCGGACACCUCGCUGGACGUUGCUGAGGAGCAGAUCAUGGGCGGGGACAUCGGGCUCUCCGAAGCAGUAUGCCCGGACGCCGAGGGGACCAUCGAGACUGUAGAGGCAGCUGAGGCCCUGCUCAACAUGGAGUCUCCCAACAACAUCCUGGACGAAAAGCGCAUGAUUCACACCUAUGGCACACUGCUGGACCAGGAUCUCACCUACAUCUCCCUGCGGCCAGAGCAGCUGUCCAGCAAUGGCGUGGACAUUUCUCAGGAGGAAGACGAGUCUAUGGACGACAUUGCACCCAAGUGCCCUGUCAAACCACAAAGGAAAACCAAAGUGCGCAAGCCACGGAUGGUACGGCCCUGUUCCCCUAUCACCACUCCAAGCCUGCCCCUUAGGAAGAAGAGCAAGGAGGGCAAAGGCAACACCAUCUACCUGUGGGAGUUCCUGUUGGCCCUGCUCCAGGACAAGAACACCUGUCCCAAGUACAUCAAGUGGACACAGAGGGAGAAGGGCAUUUUCAAACUGGUGGACUCCAAGGCCGUGUCCAAGCUGUGGGGCAAGCACAAAAACAAGCCGGACAUGAACUACGAGACCAUGGGAAGGGCCCUUAGGUACUACUACCAGCGAGGGAUCCUGGCCAAGGUUGAAGGGCAGCGGUUGGUGUACCAGUUCAAGGAGAUGCCCACUGACCUGGUGGUGAUCGACGAUGAGGAUGGCCAGGCGUCUGACCCCAGCCCGGGCCACAGAGGGCACCGGCCCACCCCCCACGGCAGGGGUGUUUCCCGCGGGGGAGCAUCCCGGGCUGGGCAGGCGAAGGCCCCCGGGCAGCCGGUGCUGCUGCGCCCCGUGAAGAGGGAGCCCAGCCCCACCCUGCUGUACCCUCAGGGCGCAGGCGACAGGCAGGCUGAGCAGCUGCUGCAGACCCUGCAUGUGCUGCAGCCCAACCAGGGUGCGGCUGCCCCCACCCCCACGCAGACUGUGAGGACCAUCAACGUGCCCACAUCCGGGCAGGCCACCGUCCCCGUGAUGCUGUCGUCGGGGGCGCCGGGUGGCGGCACGGUCACCCUGCAGACGGUGCCCCUCGCCACCGUCCUGGCCAAUGGGGACGCCGGCCAGGGCUCCCCGCAUAGGGUCAUCCUGCACACUGUGCCCUCCUCGGGGGUCAAGGACGUGCUGACCUUUCAGACGGCCGCCCUGACCUCUGUGGCGGGCGGCCUCUCCGACGGCGGCCAGCCCCAGCCGCAGCAGCUCCUGGUCACGGGCCUGGGCUCAUCCAGCGGAGGGGUCAUCAGGACCACGGCCCAGCCGGCUGCCGUCAACGGCCUCCCGCACCUGGUCACCUUCAGUGCGGGCGGGGAGCCAGUGUCAGCAGGGCAGCACUCGCUGCAGCUGAAAGAGGAGGUCCUGGACCCCCAGUACCUGCAGUCGCUGGUCAACAGCGAUGCUGCGGUGGCGUUCAAGCAGGAGGAGGUGGAGGGAGGCAAGGCGGAGCUGGCCUACAGGACCGUCAUCAUCAGGCAGGCCCAGGACGGCCCCAGCCUGGGGCCUGUGGCCAACGGACACUCGGGGGACGCCAACGACCAGCUGUCCGGCAGCCCCAGCGAGGGACUCACGCCUGUGGAGGAGCUUGAGGUCAACGGCGAGCUGGUCCUGCAACCGGAGGGUGAGGGGAAGGCGCUGGACGAAGCUGUGAAGAUGGAGGAGCUGUCCGUCACCAUCCACGUCCCUGCCUCCGACUUCGGCCCCACCCAGUUGAAGGAGGAGCCUGUCGAGACAUAGAGGUCAAAUUCGUCUCGCCAAUGAAAUGGAUACCAAAAAUGAAAAGAGAAAAAAAAAAAAAACAAAAACAACCCAUUCCUUUUUUUAGACCCUGCUGAAAGCUGGGGAAUUAUAAUUUAUUGCUCUUAAUUGUAUGUUAUGUGUUGGCCUUGUUCGUCUGUUCAAACAGUGUGCCUAAAUUUGAAUGUCAAGGGAGUUUUUGUGUUUGUGUUUUUUGUGGUGCAAAAACCCUCAGAGAGGAUGUCAGAUAGCACACUGAAUUGGCGACUCCCAUUCCUCCAUUCAUGUGGCCACUCCUGCUCAACUCCUUCUGGGGGAACAUCCUUGUAGAACUGGACUGUGCCUACCAAUUGUUGCCUACAUAUCUCACCAAAUAGACUAUGGGAUUUGUGCCUUGACAUAUUUGUGAUCCAGGGAGAACAGUCCCUUUGAAGAGGGACAUGCUGUUUGCCACUGCAGCGAUCAGAGAGACCAAAAAAAAAAUGUCAGGUGGGAGAAAAUAAUGAAAUCAGACUCGCAGAAUAAGAAAGCUUCCUCCCACCACUCCCAGCUCCAUCUUCAGAGGAAAAACAACAAUGGACCAGAUACUGACGCAAUGAAUAUGCAACCUCAAACCCAAAUGUAUGGACUUGGACUUCAACCAACCCGUGCCCCGUCCAAAGUGAAGUCCAUAAGGCAACGAAUUUGUGAUCGUGAAUGGUUUCCUGCCUGUGUGUGAAAGCUGGAAAGAAAUCAACACCUUCUUCAUAGGUAUGAUGAAUAUUGGUUUGAGGUUGACCCCCCCCCCCCCCCCCCCCCA